GGUGCUCACGUGACGCGCGGUGGGCGCGCGGGGCGGCGGUUGCCAUGGCGAGGGUGGUGCUGGUGUCCCUCUGCCUGUGCUGGGCUCUGGGCCCCGCCGCGGCCUCCGCGCCGCCCAACAUCCUCCUCCUCCUCAUGGACGACAUGGGUUGGGGCGAUUUGGGAGUUUUCGGAGAGCCUUCUAAGGAAACUCCUAACUUAGACCAGAUGGCUUCAGAAGGGAUGCUUUUCCUGGAUUUUUAUACUGCCAGCCCCCUCUGUUCUCCGUCAAGGGCAGCACUAUUGACGGGCCGUCUCCCAGUCAGGAAUGGUUUUUACACUACGAAUGCACAUGCCAGAAACGCAUACACGCCACAGGAUAUAGUAGGAGGAAUCCCAGAUUCUGAAUUACUGCUUCCAGAGUUGCUGAAGAAAGCUGGCUACACCAAUAAGAUCAUUGGCAAAUGGCAUCUGGGUCACAGGCCCCAGUUCCACCCCAUGAAGCAUGGGUUUGAUGAAUGGUUUGGAUCCCCAAACUGCCAUUUUGGACCUUUUGAUAACAGAGCGCUCCCCAAUAUCCCUGUGUAUAGGGACUGGGAAAUGAUUGGCAGAUACUACGAAGAUUUCAAAAUUGAUCUGAAGACAGGUGAAGCCAACUUGACUCAGAUCUACCUGCAGGAAGCUCUCGAUUUUAUUAGCAAGCAGCAGGCCAGCCAGCAGCCAUUCUUUUUAUACUGGGCAAUUGAUGCUACCCACGCUCCUGUUUAUGCCUCCAAACGUUUCCUGGGCACUAGUCAGAGAGGACUAUAUGGGGACGCUGUGCGGGAAAUUGAUGAUAGCAUUGGAAAAAUCCUAAAACAUCUUCAGAAGCUGGGUAUCAGUGAGAACACUUUUGUGUUUUUCACCUCCGAUAAUGGGGCUGCUCUCAUUUCAGCUCCUAAACAAGGAGGAAGCAAUGGUCGUUUUCUCUGUGGCAAACAAACCACCUUUGAAGGUGGCAUGAGAGAACCAGCUAUUGCUUGGUGGCCCGGACAUAUACCUGCAGGAGGGGUCAGUCAUCAGCUGGGCAACGUGAUGGAUCUCUUCACCACCAGCCUCUCCCUGGCGGGACUGCAGCCUCCCAGUGACAGACAGAUUGACGGCAUCGACCUUUUACCUGCCAUCUUGCAGGGCAAGCUAAUUGACAGGCCCAUAUUCUAUUAUCGUGGCAACGAGAUGAUGGCGGUGAGGGUCGGGCUUUACAAGGCUCACUACUGGACCUGGAGCAACUCCUGGGAGGAGUACAGCAAGGGCAUUGAUUUCUGUCCUGGGCAGAAUGUCUCUGGAGUGACAACACAUACACAGGAGGAGCACACCAGCCUGCCGCUGCUUUUCCACUUGGGGAGGGACCCUGGAGAGAAGUACCCAUUAAGUUUUGCCAGCGAUGAAUACCAAAGGGCUAUGGAGCAAAUAUCUGUCGUUGUCCGGCAGCACAAAGCGACCAUGGUGCCAGGGGAGCCACAGCUUAAUGUGUGCGACAAGGCCGUCAUGAAUUGGUCUCCUCCAGGCUGUGAGAAACUAGGGAAGUGCCUGAAACAGCCCAAGUCUGAUCCUAAGAAGUGCAUUUGGCCUCAUUGAUCUCUGCAGCCCUCAAGAGCUACACGGGAAAGCUAUAACCAGCCGGACAUAUGGUUUACAGUGCAUGUCUUCUCAUGUUGGCACUCCUGUUUACACAGGAAGGGUGUGAUGUACGUAUGAUAUCAUCAUUUGCUCUUCCAAAAGGGCCAGUGUUUAUAUUGCUAGUGCUCAGGGUUUAGCCUGUACUCUUCUGCUGUUUUAGUUGUUUCCGUAAAUGGUAAAUACAGUGAACACUGUUUCAACCGUAAAAGCUCUCUGGACAACCGCAACUCUGCCAUCACCUCAGAAAUGCCAUGGAUGCACCAUUCCUCUUGCUCCUUCCACCCAACCUGCUCUCCCAAAUCAUGGCUUGUUCGGAUGCCCCAACAGCAGCCAUGGGGGACUGUUCAGGAAACCUACAGCCGCCAGAAAACCCUGCCCAAACUGCCCUUGGCUUGUUUGUCUGCAGCUUGUUGUUUUAGCGUUUGAUUUCCAUUGUGAACUCUUUGGACUCCAACUUGGUUUUCCUUUCUUCCUAAACUUGAGAGCACUGGGUGCAGCUGUACGGCUCAGACCGCUGCUGGGCAUCACUGGGGGCAAACAAGUGCUCCCUCCUGUUCCCAACCUGGGGGCUGGCUCCCUUAGUAUGUCAGGAGAACACCCUUGCCUGCCUUCCAUCUGUAGCUUCAAGCAUUCCCUAGGUAACAGUGUGAAGAAAUUUGAAGAUCAUAUUCCUGUAAGUAUUGUCUUAUUGAUGGUGUGCAGGAUAUUCUUAGGGCGCUGGGAGUCAGUUGUUCAUUUAAGGGGUUUUCUUUAUUUCCAAAAAUCUGGGUCCAAAUAUGGUUUAAGUCACGCAUUCAGUCUCAUGAUCUGGGUCCAGCCAACUGCAGGCUCAGAAAUGCCCGUUUACAUCAGAUGUUAACUCUUGACCCUGUUUCCAGUGUAUGCUCUCUGAGGAAUUCUCCUUGUGCAAACUUUCCACAGCCUGGGUGUAGCACUUCUCCAAGCAGAGUUCACGGUAAAUGCCGAUCCUUCGCACAAUUUCACAUUGCAAAUUUCUCAUCUGCUUUUGAGCCUGUUUCACACCCUUCGUUAUUGCUAAUAAGCGUGUCUCGAACAAAACCAAGCAAAGUUACUCUGGGGCUUCAAGGGAGUGGCUAGAAGCAACCCCAGCCAUGCUGUUUGCACCGGCAGCUCUGCUUCCACCCCUGCAGUGUUUUAUACAGUGCGUGUGCCCUCUCCGCAUGGCAUUGUGCUGUCUUGGGAAAAAUCAAGGUGCUCUGUACCUGUAAACAGCCCUGCUCCCUUCCCAAGGAAAGCUUGGGGCUGGCUUGAGAUGAGUCGAGAGCUCUGCUGCUGUUGUAACUGCUGUGCUGUUGCCCGCAACGGGCUUCUCAGCUGCUUGUUCUUACCCUCCCAGUAAUCCCAAAUGCUCUCAUUCUCUCCGUUCCCAUGGUUUAUGCUACCUGUAAUCCCCUCCACAGUAAUUCCUACUGCGUAUCUCCUGAAGCUGGAUAAUCCUGUAAGAUUGUAAUAAGAACAGCACUUGAGUCAGCUCUUACUAUUCCACCUAUCAGAAAUCACAGCCAACAUUUAUUUCGUCGGCUGGCAGAGCCUCUGAAACUCACUGUUUGCUCAUCUGUAAAUGGCGUUUGUUUAUGGUCCAAAUGUCUUAGAUACCUUUUGGUGUUGCUGAUUGUCCUUCCAGUAUAUUGAGGCACUUCCAGUUCAUCCAUAACAUUUCCCUCUGUUUUGACAAGUGUGGAUAGCUCAAGUCUUGAGAGAUUCUUAUCAGCUUGUUCUUCAGUGAUGCUAUAUGAGAAGGACUGGUAGGAGGACUUGCAGCAGUCACGCGUGUCUGUCAGCACAGGAGACCACACAAAACCAGUAACUUCCCAUUUUCUGGGUCUGGUCCACGUCUGCUUUACUGCUUCUGUCACCCAGAACUGUUCAGAGUCCGCGAUUAUCACCAGAUAAAGAUACCACCAGAGGAGGGAGUCUGUCACUGCAACUCCCUGAAAAUCGCUGUCAGCCCUCGAAUAAUUAUGAACAUGUCUGCUGCAAACUCUUGACAGCGCUUUGUCUUUCUACGUCCUGCUUAUGAAGAGAUUGCAUCGCAGGAUCGCAGCUCAUCGUCUGAGCACUAGCCCAGACGCGUUUCUCGGUUCUUAGCAUUUGCAGUAUGCACAUCGUGAGCGUGCUGGAUGCCUGCUACCCCGUGUCCCCCGCCUGCCUGGCUGCCACGUCUUUCUUUACUCUUUCACCGCUUGCAGUUUUGAAGAUGCUGCUUUUCCCCUGUCUGUGUGACUUGCUUGGACGAGCCGUGCUGUUCUCAGCACACACGGUGUUUGCCUGGUUAUGCAGCACACAAAGUCCUCGCUGAAAUAAUCUAUCAGUGCAUAGAUACUGGAUGUAAACUUUGCACUGGAAAGCUGGCUGCUAUAAGUGAAUUGACUUGAUGUCUGUUUAUUAUCUGCUUCGUGUCCGUUUAUUAUAAAAGAGCAAAGCUUAAUGUGAAGAAGCUACUGCUUUAAAUUUAAAUAAGAAUAGUAGUUUUACAGCUGGCUGGCUAGGAAGAAUUUUAAAUCCAAGCCUUUCCCAAAGAUGUACAGAUUUUAAAGUUGUGAGAUGAAGAACUAAUGAAGAAAAAUAAACUAAUUUAUCAGAAAUGCAUUAUAUGAUUUGUCUGUGCGCACCUGUAAAACAACUGAGUAACACCUUGCUUUGGGACAGUCUCGCAGAUACGCCUUCCAGAUCACGGGACUGACUUGGGUUAAAAAUAGCUUGUUUUGUUUUCCCUGUAUUAUUUUUAACGUGGAUCAAUUUCCCAGCCCACACAGCUGCCUGAGUACAAUUCAGAGGCUGGUGUGGGGACCAGGGGCACACGUGGCCUGAGGCUGCGUCCACCAGCGCAGCCGCAGGGACGAGCGCUGCCAGCCUGCAGCGUUAGUGUGACGCAGCUCAAAAACACCGUUACAUGCCUUGGAUCACAAAGCAGGCAGCACGUAUUGCCACGUCUGCCCUUAAUAAUUAUCCUAAGCCUCCCAUCUGAAGUUGGUCCAGGUGAUAGCUGCCCGGUUUCGUGAACUGCCCAUACCGGGGCAGGAGUUGGCUUUGCAGGAGCGGCCUGCGGUUGUGUGUGCAAUAGGAGUUGACAGAGGAGUGGGGCCGGUGGGGUUUACUGGUCAGUCGGGGACUGCAGCGGUGAAGCUGGUUUGUUGGUGGCUUCCUUUCUCAAGCUGCAAGACAUAAGAGCUAAAGGAAAGAUGAUAUCUGUCUAAGACUGCUUCUGUGUGGCAUUCCUCCCUUUAUAUUUAAAUAUGUCUGCUAAAUGCUAAAAGCUUAAUAUCUGCUUGGGCUAAGAGUCCAAGGAAUUUCUUUCUUGCCUUUAAUUUCCAAUUAGCUGAGCCUCUUGAGUCUCCCUGCUCUGCCCCUGAGGCUGCGUUAUCAUCCAGCCCUCCAUGCAGAGGAGCUUCUGAAAUGGAUGUAACUAAUAAUCGUGGAGAAAGUCCUACUGCAUUUACAGUCUAUGGCUGCAAAAAUGGAGUCUUGCUUUAAAAUCCUGCAGCGACAAAUGGAUUAUUUCGGUGGCAAAUUAGUCUCUGUGGACCAACAAUUUGGGGAUCUGAACACUGGAAUUGGAAAGCAGAAGAUCAAUUCCGAACACUUAAGAGCCAAGGUUAAUGCCCUGCAAACUGUAUUGAGUGCGGUGAUGAAAGAUAACAUGCCUCUGCAUUUUAAAUGGGAAGCCGAGAAACACAGUAUUAAAAGUGAAAAUGGGCAAGUUCAGGGCGAGAGCGAGUGAUACCCGCGUAUUUGCUAAUAAAACGUUACACGGUGUCUGGGGACUGAGUUUUCGGGCAAGUGCUGAGGAUGACAGUGGGCUUUUACUAACGGAACUGGAAUUAAUAUCGCCGAGGAGGCUGUUGAACCUGGGACGCUCGCUGCCGCGUGGAAGCUGGCAGUUGCCGGUACCUGCCGCAUCGAGCCUUUCCCAAACGUGGUGGACAGCUUCCAAAAGCCUCCUGGUUUCCCCUAAAGCGAAGCAGGCAAGAUGAGGAUCUCCCAAAGGCUGGAGAACACUGUUUUUUUUUUUCCAGUGAGGACAUCUUUGCAGUCGUCAAGUGAAAUAAUUUCAGCAGCUGAAGAAAGACCUUUUGAAGGUGAGAAUGGUUUGAAUCGGGGCUUUGGAGGGGAAGGCAGUGCUGGGAGGCAGUUUAUUGUCUGCAGAGUUGCCAGCAGGCUCUUCAGCCCAGCUACACGAGAAAUCUCUCCCCAGGGAUCUUGCUGUUGUCCUCAGCACUGGGAAACUUUAUAAACCACAUGCACUUUUCCUCUCCAAGAGUUACUCUCGAGUGCUUGUUCGGUAUCCAAUUAACUGGUUUGCAGUUGGAGUGGCUUGUUUUCCAUUUCUCUUAACAGUUAUAAUACUUGGAAUAGACUUUUGCUUUUGUUUUCUGAUAGUAUUUGAUGUGAGUUUUUCAUAUGUUAUCAGAAAGCAACACGACAGCGCCUCUUGAAUUAAACUGUUAGUUUUUAAGAACAGUUGUAAGGGAAGAAUUGAAAUCUCAUUUUUGGUUCUUUUUUCCUUUGGAAACUGGCUAUUUUAAAGCCAGUUUAACUGGAGAAAAGAUUCCAUUUGCCUGUUUUCUUUAUAUCCCCUUCCACCGUUUAUAGUUUUGUUGUUGCUCGAAGUCUAGUUCGGAUUAUAUAAAUCCUAAAUAAAGGUGGAUCCCCAGCCAAAAGCCUGUGGUUUCUUAGGAGUGUAAAAAAACAAACCUCUGCCAUACAACUUCUCGAGAGCGGCAGCCUGGCAGCUCUCUAUGCCUUUGUCCCUCCCGGAGUCACUUAAUACCCUUCUGGGUGAUAUGUAGGUGGGUAGCACGAUUCCCAUCUGAAAGGGAUAGGGGCUGAAAAGCCCGUCGGCCCGUUCGCCAGCAGCGAGGAAUGCGUGCCAAAUCCAUUAGUUCUGGAUCGGACUCAAAAUCCCCUCCCGGCUCGGCCAGGCUGGCCAGAGGAGAGAGAGGAGUUCUGUGUCUUCUCCAAGGGCCUGAUCCAACCUGCCGCAGCGGGCAGGAGGUGCCGGGUUCGGCUCCGCGCAAACAGGGAUGCUGUGGAAGGGCAGAGCUGGUUCAUGGUGCCUUCGCCUCUUUUAGGGGGGACAAAGCCAGCUCGUUAUUCAGUACGGACGCUUCGGUCCCAAGCCCAGGGAGCUGGCUGGGGAACUGCAUUUUUCUGCUGUUGAAAUAAGAUAUUUUAAAAAAAUGGGUUUAAAGUGCAUGCGUUUCUAAAGCUGAAAUUGAAACGAAACGUUCCAGCGGAUUUGAAAGGAAAUUUUAGUUCUCAUUUCCCCUUGUGGGGUAUGUUGAAAUUUUGAGCAUUUUGUUCCACUUCACACUGAAGUUUUAAAAUCCUUAACGGAACAGAAACUUCCAUACUCAGCACAGCUCUUCUAAUUGCCUGUUUAAGCUGAUUAGAGUUAGCCCGCAAGCUUUUAUAUCCCCAGUUUUUAUGUUGACAGGUUAAUAACAUCUCUCGUAUCAGGAUCUCAAAGCACUUCUAAAUUACUCAUUAGCUCUGUGUCCAAAAGAGAGGCAAAGCCAGUGACCCCCUGUUACGGUACCCUCUGGGGGGUCCAGAUCUGAGGUGGUGGUUCCUCCCCCAGGCACAGAACAGCCCUAAACCUCUGGAAGCCGCAAGCGGAUGUUGAGACACCUCCCCGAUGAUAUUCCAGAGCCCAAGUCCUUUGACAUCACAUUUGGAAAUUGGUCCUAGGAAAGUUCUUUUCAGAUGGAAAUUGCAGUAGGAGUCAGUGCUGUUGUUUCAAAGGUUGAACAAUGACGGGGAAACUAAUUUAUUUUGGAUGUUAAAAACCAGUCCGGACUGGUAGGUGCAAUUCAUAACCUUUGAAAUGGAGGAUUAAUGAGGUGAAGUUCUGACAGAGAUCUGAGAAAUGUUUUUUAAACCUGAGCUGGCAUAAUUUCUGGCAGCUGAAUCAUUGGAAGUCCGAUUUGGUGUAACGUUUGUGUUCUUCCUGGCAGAACUGAUGGUGUCUGAGGCCUGAUCCUGCAUCAGAGGAGGAGACAUCCCGCAUCAGAGGAGGAGAGAUCCCCCCAGCCGUUUCUUCACCCAGCUGCUGGAUGCAAAGGGACCGGUGGGAGCCCUCGGCAGCUCCUCCUGCGAUAUCAGCCCCUUGCUGAAGGAUCCUGGAGCUUUCAGGACUUUGAUCGAUCUUCUGGAAGAGCAUUUGAGGGCGUCUUUCCCCCGAAUCGACUUUAUUGUAGGCCUGGACUCCCGUGGCUUCCUCAUAGGCCCCCCC
Molecule: messenger RNA, 7893 nt
Organism: Chroicocephalus ridibundus (black-headed gull)
Lineage: Eukaryota; Metazoa; Chordata; Aves; Charadriiformes; Laridae
Gene: GALNS
Product: galactosamine (N-acetyl)-6-sulfatase
Exons: 16
Coding region: 45-1595 (516 amino acids)
Molecular function (GO): N-acetylgalactosamine-6-sulfatase activity; arylsulfatase activity
Source: RefSeq, a predicted model, not a curated record